Messenger RNA from Erythranthe guttata (spotted monkey flower), 2010 nucleotides. NCBI's taxonomy places the organism in Eukaryota, Viridiplantae, Streptophyta, Magnoliopsida, Lamiales, Phrymaceae. The record is from RefSeq and is a predicted model, not a curated record.
GUCACAAAAGAUAAAGCAGCUCUCUGGACAGAUGGUCGAUACUUCCUCCAGGCCGAGCAGCAGUUGACUUCUGGCUGGAGUCUCAUGAGGGCCGGGAAUCUUGGAGUACCAAGUAGAAGUGAGUGGCUAAAUGGUGUCAUGGCACCUGGUAGCAGAAUUGGUAUAGAUCCUUUCCUGUUUUCUUCCGAUGCUGCAGAAGAACUGAAAGAAGCCAUAUCUCAAAAAAAUCACGAGUUGGUGUACUUGUAUGACAUCAAUCUUGUGGAUGAGAUAUGGAAGGAGUCCAGACCAAAGCCUCCAAACAAACAUGUUAGAGUGCAUGAAAUGAAAUAUGCUGGCGUAGAUGUCUCAUCCAAGCUGUCCUCGUUGAGGUCUGAACUAACUAAUGCUGGUUCAUCUGCGAUUGUUAUCUCUAUGCUGGAUGAGAUUGCAUGGCUGUUGAACUUGAGAGGUAGCGACAUACCACAUUCACCGGUCAUGUACGCAUAUUUAAUCGUAGAGAUUGAUGGAGCAAAAUUAUUUAUAGAUGAAGCCAAAGUCAAUUCUGAUGUGAUGCAUUACUUGAAGAAUGCUGGAAUAGAGUUGAGACCAUAUGAAUCCAUUCUUUCCGAAAUUGAACGUUUGGCUGAAAAAGGGGCGUGCCUUUGGUUGGAUACAUCAUCUGUUAGUGCUGCUAUUGUGAACACUUAUAAAUGUGCAUGUGACAAGUAUUUUGGCACCGCUGGAACUGUUAACGAAAAGAACACAGAAGCGCUAAAUGGUACAGACGGUACAUCUUGUGGACCCAGUUACGUGUAUAGGAGCUCACCUAUUUCUCUGGCUAAAGCUGUGAAAAAUGAAGCUGAAUUAGAAGGAAUGCGUAAUUCUCAUCUAAGGGAUGCAGCGGCUCUAGCACAAUUCUGGACAUGGCUGGAGGAGGAAAUCAGCAACGGUGUCAUUUUGACAGAAGUAGAUGUUGCGGACAAACUUCUUGAAUUCCGUUCCAAGCAAAACGGCUUUGUUGAUACAAGUUUUGAUACAAUAAGUGCUUCUGGUGCAAAUGGUGCUAUCAUACAUUACAAGCCAGAGCCUAACAGUUGUAGCGUUGUAGAUGCUGAGAAACUCUUCCUACUGGACAGUGGAGCUCAAUUUAUUGAUGGAACAACUGACAUCACUCGAACAGUACAUUUUGGCGAACCUUCUUCUUGGCAAAAAGAAUGUUUUACCAGAGUUCUUCAGGGUCAUAUUGCGCUUGAUCAAGCUAUUUUUCCCGAAAAUUACCCUGGUUUCGUAUUAGAUGCCUUUGCAAGAGCAUCACUGUGGAAGAUUGGACUUGAUUACCGUCAUGGUACUGGUCAUGGUGUAGGAGCUGCGUUGAAUGUUCACGAAGGCCCUCAAAGUAUCAGCUUCCGAUUUGGAAACAUGACUCCGCUAUUGAAAGGCAUGGUUGUGAGCAACGAACCUGGAUACUAUGAAGACCAUGCAUUUGGCAUUAGGAUUGAAAAUCUCCUUUACGUUAAAGAAGUUAGCACACCAAAUCGCUUCGGAGGACUGGAUUAUUUGGGAUUUGAAAAGCUCACAUAUGUUCCUAUUCAGACAAAAUUGAUCGACUUAUCAAUAGUUUCUGCCGCGGAGAUAGAUUGGCUCAAUGAUUACCACAAACAAGUAUGGGAGAAGGUUUCUCCAUUAUUGGAUGGUCCAGCGCAGGAGUGGCUCUGGAAUAAUACAAGGCCACUCAUAAAGCACUAGUGCAACCAAUUCACCGGAUGUGUACAAGAAAUAAUUACGGUUUGCUGAUGGAAAGAAGAUUGACCAAUGGGAAGAGCUUAUUCCAUAUUGCCGAAUCUGUGUGGUAAGGUUUGUGUGAAUAGAUGGAUCAAGAGGCUGGAACUCUCUAUCUAAACUAGCUACAUGUAUAAAUAUAUAUAUGUUAUCUAAAGUUUCAUUUAGUUGAUCACCAUGUAUAUUUAUUGUACCCUUAAAAAAUAAAUAAAUCAUAUUUAUUGUCUAUUGAUGAAAAUCUUGCAUGCC